Messenger RNA from Ciona intestinalis (vase tunicate), 1811 nucleotides. NCBI's taxonomy places the organism in Eukaryota, Metazoa, Chordata, Ascidiacea, Phlebobranchia, Cionidae. The record is from RefSeq and is a predicted model, not a curated record.
UGCGUUAUAACUUGCGUGCAGGAAGUAUAAGCAUUGUAUUUAACUGAGUAGGGGUGAAACUAAGUGUAUUGAACAACCAGUAAGCGUGGAGGUUUCACUCUGAGAGGCGGGAUAAAACAACAACGUCUACGAAGCGUCAUCGAGUUGUAUGACAACACUGAAGACAAUUUAUACGAAAACUAAACGUCUGUGUGUAGAAGGAACAUUUGGAAUACCGUGGCAGUUUCCUUAAUACAUCAACUUGCUGUAGAGGAACAAGUUAUAUUUUGUGCAGAGAUUAACAUUGGAAUACUGGCUCUCUGCCUUGUUGUGAGAGCAAUACAAAUAUAUUUGCUGUUAAGGUUAUAGGAAGACUAGAGAUCUCUUUUUAAAAGAACAUUUGGAAUACUGUGGCAUCGGCAAGGCUAGUAUAUAGACAUUUCCGCCGUUGAAGAAGUUAACUGUUUGUAUCCGUUUGGAAUACUGUAGUAGUACCACAGAAAAGUGGGCGCGCCAUGGGCAACCAAUCAAGCGUUGAUAGUAAAGGGGGGAUACUGAAGAAGUUGUUCAGCAAUAAAGAGGUUCGCAUACUAAUGGUAGGGCUGGAUUGUGCGGGGAAGACAACGAUACUUUACAACCUGAAGAUGGGGAAAGUUGUUCGGACCAUACCAACUAUAGGUUUUAAUGUUGAGACUGUGGAAUACAAGAACCUGAGUUUCUCUGUGUGGGAUAUUGGUGGACAGGAUAAGAUACGACCACUGUGGAGACAUUACUUCUAUAAUGUACAAGGUUUGAUAUACGUGGUGGACAGCAAUGACAGGGAGAGAAUCGAGGAGGCGAGAGAGGAACUUCACAGUUUGUUGGCUGAGGAAGAUCUGAAGGAUUGUAAACUACUCGUGUUCGGGAACAAACAAGACCUUCCUAAUGCAAUGCGAAUGGAUGAAGUUCGCGAGAAGUUAAAUCUCUCAUCUCUGGUUGAUAGGAAGUGGCAUAUGCAAAUGAGCUGUGCAGUGUCAGGACAAGGACUUUACGACGGGCUAACAUGGCUCGCAACGCAGUUUAAACAGAAACACGGCCGAAAACAUUAAUAGGAUUUGCCGCGCUCGGCAAAACUUAAAAACUCGUGCCUACGCACUGAUAAAGUUCCGAAUUGCAUCAACACAACAGAAUAUUUCAACCAGAUGACAACAUGACCAUCAAUGCCGCACACUGUGAUUAUAAAUACAAGAAUAAACCAGAACUCCAUCAUAACAUGAAGCAACCAAAUACAAUGAUACACUGAUCCAGGAAUUUUACUGCAUAUUUUAUUAAUAUUAAACAGUUUAUUUGUUUUUUGUUUUGUUUUCCGAUAAUCUUGUAUUGCGAAUAUAUUCCUAUGAAGCGUUUAUAUUGAGUACUACCCGCCACCCACUGUGCGCUUUUUUCGCAUUUCUCUUUUAAUAAUCAAACAGAAGCUGAUUAUAUUUGCUCUUGCAUUUUCAAAUGGCUGGCCGCCAAAAUAUUAUUAAAGUAAAUGAAGUAACUAAUCAACUUUGAUUGAAUUCUAAGAGCAAAAUAUUAGUGUGUAUUUGACAAACCAAGCAAAAACUGCAGAAGGACCACAUAUGAAUUACCAGCCGUGUUUAAAACUUUUUAAGAAAAACAAAACUUAUUUAAUUAAACAUGUUUUAUCCCCCUUUUUUAUUAAAUGGUUUCAUUUUAAACUUUUCAGUUAUUUGAAACAACUUACUUGCAAAGCUAAUGCAUAUUACCAACUGAAAUGUCAAACUAUCAACUUUACUUGCUUGCAUGUUAUGUUUAUGAAAACUAAACUAAUAAAAAAUACAGAUAUA